Molecule: messenger RNA, 1368 nt
Organism: Aureobasidium melanogenum CBS 110374
Lineage: Eukaryota; Fungi; Ascomycota; Dothideomycetes; Dothideales; Saccotheciaceae
Product: WD40 repeat-like protein
Exons: 4
Coding region: 1-1368 (455 amino acids)
Molecular function (GO): protein binding
Source: RefSeq, a predicted model, not a curated record
AUGUCAACGAGUGAGGCAGCAAUUAUCGUCGCCCGCUUUCUGAAGGCCAACAGCUACGAUGAGACUUUGGAUGCUUUUAUCAGGGAAGCUGGCCUCCCACCAAGUGCUGGAUCGACAAAUAAGGGCGAUCUGACCAUCGAGAAGAUCCUCGAAGAGAAGCGAACCUUUGACAUGAGCCUGCAGUUCGAAAGACUCGGCACAGAUGAUGGCGCUCAUGGUUGGACCCAGCAUGCUCCCGCUUUGCCGAACGAGAUAUCAGGCCCGACACGUUCCAACAUCCUUCACAUCUCGCUGCCAUUGGUAGCGAGCACGGCAUCCAUCGAUGCAUCCGAACCGCUGUUGGUAGCCACAACCGCUGACCGCCGGCUCAAUGUUCACAAUCUACCUGCAUGCACGCUCAGAAAUUCGCUAUUGGCUAUGCACGAUUCACCUGUGCUCUCGACUGCUGUACUUAAGCAGUCAUAUCUGCUGACAGCCUCUAUGUCUGGGCAAUUGGCAAUUAGCGAUAUGCAGGGUGAGAUCUUUGACAAGCGUCGCGACCAUGCCAAGUAUGUCGUGCAGAUUGCAAUCCAUGAACUCGAGGAUGUGACCUGGCUCGCGACAGCGGGCUGGGAUGGCAAAGUUCACCUCUAUAGGCUCGACGUCACUGGUGCCGAUUCGCCUACGUUGCCGCCUCCUGUUGCAUCUAUCUCGCUUCCAACUAACCCAGAAGCCCUCCUUUUCAUCAAACACCCCGACAAUGGUUCUCCCGUCCUUAUCGUCACGCGUAGAGAUUCGACUCAUCUCUUUUACCACAGCGUUGACAGCGAAGCGCGCCUCAUCGGCAAGCAGAAUCUAGCGCCACACAGCAAUGCUUGGAUCGCCUUCACCCCUUCAGCGAUUGCCCUGUGUCCAACAGAUAGCACUCUCAUCGCAGUCGCAACAAGUGCUAUCCCCCACAUGAAACUGCUAAUCGUACGCUUGAUGGUGCCUUCACUGGACGGCGAUGCCUCGCUAGCAUCCAUCGUGCCCGCUGAAGAAACUCAGGCAUCUCAAGCACGCGCCGCAUUGGCCUUGCAAGACCGCGAGUCAGCCGCCAUUCAGAUCCACUGCACAACCAUGGCACCGCAGACCGCAUACAGCACACCUGCACUCGCAUGGCGACCAGAUGGCACAGGCAUCUGGGUCAACAGCGACGACGGUUUCAUCCGCGGCAUCGAAGCCACAACCGGCAAAAUCGUCGCUACCCUCAAGGGCCACGAACCCGGUAGCAAAGUCAGAUGUCUUAGUGCCGGCAUGGUAUCCUCAGGUGAUGAGAAGCAGGAGUGGCUGAUCAGUGGAGGGUUUGACCACAAACUCAUCGUGUGGAAGCCUGAAUCUGUAGAGUAG